This is a messenger RNA of Aspergillus puulaauensis, 813 nucleotides long. RefSeq names its product ADP-ribosylation factor family protein (gene ARL3). The coding region runs from base 1 to 813 and encodes 270 amino acids. Gene Ontology annotation, molecular function: GTPase activity; GTP binding. The transcript has 2 exons. The record is from RefSeq and is a predicted model, not a curated record. Gene Ontology annotation, cellular component: Golgi apparatus. NCBI's taxonomy places the organism in Eukaryota, Fungi, Ascomycota, Eurotiomycetes, Eurotiales, Aspergillaceae. Gene Ontology annotation, biological process: Golgi to plasma membrane protein transport; protein localization to organelle; intracellular protein transport.
AUGUACCAUCUGGCCAAAUCACUGUACAUGUACGCUACUAGCAAAGAGGAAUACUCCGUCCUUCUCCUCGGCCUAGAUAACGCCGGCAAAACAACGCUCCUCUCUCAGAUCAAAGCCCUCUUCCAGCCCCGAGCAGAUGGCACGCCUGCGCCUAACCCCGGAAAGACAGUGCCCACCGUAGGGCAAAAUGUCAACACGAUAUCGCUGCCGGAUAUGUACCUGAAGAUCUGGGAUGUCGGCGGCCAAAUCUCCAUGCGCAACCUGUGGCAGAGCUACUACUCGAGCUGUCACGCGAUCGUUUUCGUGGUGGAUAGCACGGACGUCGGACAAAACCCUGAUAUUACGCGCCUUCCUUCCUCGUCAGCGGCGACGAAUAGCUCCCGGAAACCAUCCACUGCAGGACUUGGGUCAGUGGAACAGGAAACAAACGGUGACGCCGAUGGAGACGAUGAGAACGAGAGCGCCGCUGCCUUCACCGAACAACUCGCCGGUAUCAACGCACCUGGGAGUGACUUUGGUCGCCUUGAUGAGUGUCGUCAGGUUCUUGAAUCGGUGCUUCGAAAUGCCGAUGUUGCGGGUGUGCCUAUCCUCGUGCUUGCAAAUAAACAGGACCGAGAAGACUCAGUCGAGGUUGUUCGGAUCAAGGAAGGUUUCGUGAGAAAAGUAUUUGAAGGAGAGACGGGCGGUGUUGUGCGCGAUAGCCGUGUCCUGCCAAUUAGUGCGCUGAUGGGUUCCGGGGUACAGGAAGCUGUUGAAUGGGUUCAGAGCCGUGUGAAGUGGAAUAAAGAGGGAAGACCGCCCGUCAUGAGGUGA